AUGGCCUCGGGCAAGGCGGCGGGGGAGCGGCGGUGGGAGCUGGUGCGCUGGUACGUGCGAGAAGGCCGCUUUCGGAUCGAGGAGAGGACGCUGACGGCUUUCCAGUGGCUGUACUCACCCCACCAGCACCGCAUCGUCAGCCGGGCGGACCUGGGCUCCCCCAGCAGGAUCGACAAGACGAUGCUCGCCAGCCUGAAGAUCAAGAAACAGGAGCUGCUGAACAGCACGGAUGUGACCGUCCCGGAGCGGCCGCUGUCCCCCCCUCUCACCGCCCCGCCGACCAUGAAGUCUGCAGAAUUCUUCGAAAUGCUGGAAAAAAUGCAGGCACCAAAACUUGAAGAACAGAGAACUGGAAGCCAAAAACAUAAGGAAGACUACAUCCCGUACCCCAGCAUUGAUGAGAUCCUAGAGAAGGGCAGCCCGUACCCGCUGAUCAUCCUGCCCCAGUUCGGGGGAUACUGGAUCGAAGACCCAGAAAACCUCGGCACGCCCACCUCGUCCGACAGCAGCAUCUGCGAGGAGGAGGAGGAGAACCUCAGCCCCAGCACCUAUGGCUACAAGCUGGAGUGCAAAGGAGAGGCCAGAGCCUACAGGAAGCAUUUCCUGGGGAAGGAUCAUUUAAAUUUUUAUUGUACAGCCAGCAGCCUCGGAAAUCUGAUCCUUUCUAUUAAGUGUGAGGAGGCAGAUGGCACUGAAUAUUUAAGGAUUAUACUCAGGUCCAAAGUGAAGACGUUGCAUGAAAGGAUCCCCCUGGCAGGAUUUAGCAAGCUCCCUAGUAUCCCCCAGAUUGCGAAGGCCUUCUGCGACGAUGCCUCCGGGCUGAAGUUUAACCCGGUUCUGUACCCCAAGGCGUCCCAGAUGAUAGUGUCUUAUGAUGAACAUGAGGUCAACAACACGUUCAAGUUCGGUGUGAUCUAUCAGAAGUUCAGGCAGACCCAAGAGGAGGAGUUGUUCGGCAAUAAUGAAGAGAGUGCUGCCUUCAAGAACUUCUUAAGUUUUCUGGGAGACACCAUAACACUCCAGGACUUCAAAGGUUUUCGAGGAGGUCUGGAUGUCAGCCACGGGCAGACGGGAGCAGAGUCUGUGUACACGGUUUUCAGGGACAGGGAGAUAAUGUUUCACGUCUCUACAAAGCUGCCUUUUACCGAAGGAGACACACAACAACUCCAGAGGAAGAGGCACAUUGGCAAUGACAUUGUGGCAAUCAUCUUCCAAGAAGAGAACACGCCGUUUGUCCCAGACAUGAUCGCCUCCAACUUCUUGCACGCCUACAUUGUCGUGCAGGUGGAAAACCCCGAGGCAGAUAACACGGCGUACAAGGUGUCGGUCACGGCCCGGGAAGAUGUCCCCUCCUUCGGCCCGCCCCUGCCGAGCCCGCCAGUGUUCCAGAAGAACCCCGAGUUCCGCGAGUUCCUGCUGACCAAGCUCAUCAACGCCGAGAACGCCUGCUGCAAGUCCGACAAGUUUGCGAAGCUGGAGGACCGGACGCGGGCCGCCUUGUUGGACAACCUUCACGACGAGCUCCACGGGCACACGCAGACCAUGCUGGGGCUGGGGCCAGAGGAGGACAAGCUGGAGAACGGGGGUCACGGAGGCUUUCUGGAGUCUUUCAAGAGAGCCAUCCGGGUGCGCAGCCACUCCAUGGAGACGAUGGUGGGCAGCCAGAAGAAGCACCACGGCGGCGGCAUCCCGGGCAGCCUCAGCGGGGGCAUCGCGCACAACAGCGGCGAGGUGACCAAGACCACCUUCUCGCCCCCCGUAUCAGCAGCUGCCACCAAGAACCAGUCCCGGAGCCCCAUCAAGCGCCGUUCGGGGCUGUUCCCUCGCCUGCACACGGGCUCUGAGAGCCAGGUGGAGAGCAGGACAAGGUGCGACAGUGUUUCUGGAGCCCAGAAGACACCAGAUUUGGGACAUUCUUCCCAAGAGAUGAAAUCUGAAACCUCGUCCAACCCCAGCUCCCCUGAAAUAUGCCCCAACAAAGACAGGCCGUUCAUUAAGCUGAAAGAGAACGGGAGGUCGAACAUCUCCCGUUCCUCCUCGAGCACCAGCAGCUUCAGCAGCACGGCGGGGGAGAGCGAGACCCUGGAGGAGUACGACAGCGUGGGAAGCCAGCCGUCUACGGCGUCGCCGUUCAAGCAGGACGUGUUUGUCUACAGCGCCUCGCCCGGCAGCGAGAGCCCGAGCGUGGGGGCCGCGGCCACCCCCGUGAUCAUGAGCAGGAGCCCCACAGAUAUGAAGAACAGAAACUCUCCGAGGUCAAACCUGAAGUUUCGCUUCGACAAGCUCAGCCACGGCAGCUCCAGCACGAGCCACUAGCAGGAAGAAGUCGUCAUGAACUUGUGAAAGAGAAUUUUUGUUUCAACAAAGGGAAAACUCUUCAAACAUCCUGUGGGAAAAUGCACGCCCCGGCCGCAGGCAGCGAGGUGCCCUCCCCUCCCGGCUGCACCUCUGCGCCGGGAAGAAGCUCUCACCUUGCCGCGAUCUCUGCCCUGACAGGGACCCAGCCACCUUCCCACCGGGUGAACCCCUCGCCAGCAAACGCCCCGUGCCCCUCCCUCUGCGCCGCGGGAGGAGAUGUGUCCCUGACUGCGUGUGGCCGGGGGCCACGUCCCCUCUGCGGUGCUGUGCUGUGUCUCCCCGUGGGCGCCCGUGCGUGCUGCGGCUGAUGGGUACCAUGCGGGCGCCGUCCGUCCCCCCCUCCCGACUCACCUCCCGGCUCCUCUGGGGCAGAGGGGGAGGAAGCAGGACGGACCCCCCCCGCGCAGUUCAGGUUUUAUUUGCAGUUAUCAGUGGCGAAACGGGUUUUUAUGUUUGGUUUUUGGCAGGGUAGGUGGUCAGGGCAAAAUUAUGUGUUUGCUUGGCCCCGGGGCAGUUCCCCGCCCCGCCAUGGUUUG
Gymnogyps californianus (California condor) is the source of this 2894-nucleotide messenger RNA. RefSeq names its product RAP1 GTPase activating protein 2 (gene RAP1GAP2). Bases 1 to 2316 code for a protein of 771 amino acids. Gene Ontology annotation, cellular component: cytoplasm; plasma membrane. Gene Ontology annotation, biological process: regulation of small GTPase mediated signal transduction; activation of GTPase activity. NCBI's taxonomy places the organism in Eukaryota, Metazoa, Chordata, Aves, Accipitriformes, Cathartidae. The transcript is spliced from 26 exons. Gene Ontology annotation, molecular function: GTPase activator activity. The record is from RefSeq and is a predicted model, not a curated record.